AUGAAGAAGGGUGAUUGGUUGAUUUAUUACUCACCUCGUGAGACAAUGGAGACAAAGUCAAAGGCUCUAAAGAGCUUCACGGCGAUAGGCGAGGUAGCUGACGACGAGGUCUACCAAUUCAAAAUGACAGACACCUUCAUACCCUUUCGUCGACGAGUCAACUAUAUCAAGCAAGCAAUCACUACAUCCAUAAUCCCUUUACUGCCUCUUCUUUCAUUCACAAAGGAUCGUCAGUCAUCAUGGGGCGUAAUGUUCCGCAAUGGACUGUUUGAAAUCAAUGAGCAAGACUUUAAACUUAUCAGAGACAGGAUGAUUGUAGUCUGUGACAAGGAGGAGGAAGAGAUAACAUCUUUGGAUGUUUCAAAUGUCCUGACAGAAUCUGAUGAACAAUGUAUAACUGUUGAGCGACCAACUAAGAGGCUGCGUGUCAAAGUGAACAAAGAAGAAAAGGACAAACAGCAAUAA
Molecule: messenger RNA, 465 nt
Organism: Acytostelium subglobosum LB1
Lineage: Eukaryota; Evosea; Eumycetozoa; Acytosteliales; Acytosteliaceae
Exons: 1
Coding region: 1-465 (154 amino acids)
Source: RefSeq, a predicted model, not a curated record